Molecule: messenger RNA, 1659 nt
Organism: Lasiosphaeria miniovina
Lineage: Eukaryota; Fungi; Ascomycota; Sordariomycetes; Sordariales; Lasiosphaeriaceae
Product: nucleoside phosphatase family-domain-containing protein
Exons: 3
Coding region: 1-1659 (552 amino acids)
Biological process (GO): protein N-linked glycosylation
Cellular component (GO): Golgi apparatus
Molecular function (GO): hydrolase activity
Source: RefSeq, a predicted model, not a curated record
AUGCGGCGCACGUCAGUCUCGUUGCCGACCAAGCACGUUGCCCACGACCCUCACGAGAAACCAGAUCGCUACGACAUAAACUACCGGGAACCCGGCUUCUUCUCCAGGAUGCAGUCCGCCUGGCAGACGCAGACACAGCGUAUGCGCUACAUUAAGACUGGCGCCAUCAUUUUCGUCGUCUUCCUGCUAUUCUACUUCUUCUCGCCGUCUGGCGUCGAGCUUUACAAUGGAGUGAUUACGUCCGACUCAAAAGGCCAAGGCCAGACGCCGUCUGACUCGUCAUACGGCACAGACCGGUGCAAGAGGUCCUACUCCAAGGACAAGCCCAUCGUGCAAUAUGUCCUCAUAAUCGACGCCGGCAGCACCGGUUCGCGUAUCCACGUGUACAAGUUCAACAACUGCGGCCCGGCGCCCGAGCUCGAGAACGAGGUCUUUGAGCAGACCAAGAAGAUUGACGGCCAGAGCAGCGGCUUGAGUGCCUACGCCAACGACCCCGAGGCUGCAGCGAAGAGCCUGGAUAUUCUCAUGGAGGCGGCGCUCAAGAACGUGCCGGACAAGCUCAAAGGCUGCACCCCCCUUGCCCUAAAGGCGACGGCAGGACUGCGCAAGGUGGGCGAAGAGAAGAGCCAGAAGAUUCUCGACGCCGUCCGCCACCAUCUCGAGAUCAAUUACCCGUUCCCCGUCGUCUCGAAGGAGGAGAAAGGCGUCGAGGUCAUGGACGGCUCCGACGAGGGUGUGUAUGCUUGGAUCACGGUCAACUACCUGCUCGGAAAGAUCGGCGGCCCCGACCACUCCCCGACGGCGGCCGUGUUCGACCUGGGCGGCGGCUCGACCCAGAUUGUUUUUGAGCCGACCUUUGAGGGUCUCUCUUCGGGCGGCAUGCCCGAGAAGUUUGCCGACGGCGAGCACAAGUACGAGCUCGACUUUGGCGGCCGCAAGUUUGCCCUCUACCAGAAGUCGCAUAUGGGCUACGGCCUCAUGGAGGCGCGGAACGCGAUGCUCGUGACGCUCGUCGACGACUUGAUCGAGAUCAACAAGGGCGACCGGUCGUGGGUGGAGAAGCCCGUUGUCAACCCGUGCUACUCGGCCGGCCUGAAAAAGACAGCCGAGGUCGAGCUGCCCAAAAAUCACCCGCUCGGCGAAUCCUUGAAGCUCAACAUGACGGGCCCUACCGAGCCGGCCACGGCGCACUGCCGCGCCGUGGCCGAGCGCAUCCUGAAGAAGGACGCCGAGUGCACCCUCGCCCCCUGCUCCUUCAACGGCGUCCACCAGCCAUCCAUCAGCAAGACGUUUGCCCGCGAAGACAUCUACUUCCUGUCCUUCUUCACCGACCGCACCCAGCCGCUCGGCAUGCCCGAGUCGUUCACGCUCCGCGAGCUGCACGACCUCGCCCACACCGUUUGCGGCGGCCCGGACGCCUGGGGCGUCUUCACUAGCGUGCCGACGGCGCUCGACGAGCUGAGCGGCCGCCCCGAGUACUGCGCCGACCUCAACUUCAUGCUCGCCCUGACCCACACCGGCUACGAGAUGCCCAUCGACCGCGAGGUCAGAAUCGCCAAGAAGAUCAAGGACAUGGAGCUAGGCUGGUGUCUAGGAGCCAGCUUACCGCUACUCGCCCAAGGGUCAGGGUGGAAGUGCAAGAUCACUGAAGUACAGUGA